UCCUUUAAAAAAAGCCGGCGAACUUCAUUCACGUAAACACGUGCGCUCGAACAGUUGAAUGCAGUAACAAUUUGAAACAAAACCGUUGUUAAAAUGGUGCGUGUACGUUGUUCAAUCUGCCGCAAACAUUUUCUGAACAUAAAACGAUUGAGAAAACAUUACUUAUUGGGCCAUUCGAAGUACAACAUCGUACAUAAACUAUUGAACGCGAGCAUCAUACAAUCAGUACCCAAGGCGUUGAUAAAGAAAAGAAUGAAGACACGAAAGGAAUGUGUAAACAACCCUACGGGAACGAAUGUGAUCAACAUGAGCGACUUUCUCGUCACCUACAACGACACGGUAAUUAAUAUUUCGAAUAAAACUAAUUCCAUCGAAUUACAAUUGUCGAUAGAACAAGACAACAACAACAAUCCCUCUGUUGUAAGCAAUGACAAAAAUAUAAUUGCAACUAGAUCGAAGACUAAGGAAAUGGCAAGAUUACAAGAAACUGCUAAUGAGAAACCGAUACCAAAACCAUAUAGAAUAAAUGUAACAAAACUACAUGAAAACCUCUCAUUAAACCAUUGCAGUGGCACUUUUUAUGUGUGUCACUGCAGAGACAACUGUCCUGAAACUGUCACAUCAUCUGACACAGAAUCAACAUCUGAAUCACCCCCUGAAUUUAUCAUGAACUGUGUUGAAUGUGUUAGGCAGUUUAGAAGCCAGGUUGAAUAUGACGAACAUAUGAGAGAAUAUCAUUCUUGCAGGGGUUGCCAGGAGGUGUUCCCAACCAAGGCUUUGUUACAAGAGCAUGUUUUCAGUCAUAUUGUUAGAUUGUAUGUCUGUUACAUUUGCAAUGAGGAGUGUUUCCACAAGGAAGUUCUAAAAAGACAUCUAGACAGACAUUUAUUUGACUCCACCUUAGAAACUGUCCUAGAUUUAGAAAAUGACUACAGAGUUCAAAGAUAUAAUUUCACAUCAAACACUGGAUAUAUGGAGAGUCUAAACAACAUUAUGUUUUAUCUGGGUGAUGGACAAGAUUUUCAUCAGCAUCAUCAAAAGUAUCAGAAGAUUAUUUGCGAGAUUUGCUAUCAGGAAAUGUUUGCCUCUGAUUAUUUACAACAUUUACAGAUUAUGCAUUGCUCAAUGGGACAUUAAAAUGUCCCAGUUUUGUUAGACUUUUAGAAUGUUUAUUUUGUUGUUUUCUAUAUUUAGUUUAUGAACUGUAUGAAAGACUGUUUAAUUUUGUUAAAGUCAUUUUUAUUUACUAUUACCAAGGUUUGUUAAUAUAUUUUCAAAAAAUAUUAUAUACAUAUAUUAUAUAUUUUAUAUUUAUACUAUACACUAUUAUACACUUUCUUAAGAAAUAAAUUUGAUUAUUUUUGAAAAAAUAAAUGCCUUAAGGCAAAAUAAAAAUUAAUAUUUUUAAAAUGAUGACAU
Molecule: messenger RNA, 1419 nt
Organism: Aethina tumida (small hive beetle)
Lineage: Eukaryota; Metazoa; Arthropoda; Insecta; Coleoptera; Nitidulidae
Exons: 2
Coding region: 94-1137 (347 amino acids)
Biological process (GO): regulation of transcription by RNA polymerase II
Cellular component (GO): nucleus
Molecular function (GO): RNA polymerase II transcription regulatory region sequence-specific DNA binding; DNA-binding transcription factor activity, RNA polymerase II-specific
Source: RefSeq, a predicted model, not a curated record